UGCCGAAGAAGGACUGAACGUGUGUGUUUGGAGUGUGAGGAUGGUGAGCAGGGUGGCGAGCACCACCGCCACUCAGGCCACUCAUCGCGUUGGUGCUGCAUCAGCAGCAGGGACGGCUGCGAGGAGGCUGGUGCGUGCUUGGCGCAUGGCGUUGGAGGAGCUUGGCGACCCCGCUGAUGCAGAGGCCAUGAAGCAGUACAUGAAGGGAGUGGCGCCUUUCUUCGGAGUAAAAUCUGUGGCGCGACGGAGCGUAGCGAACGCAGCAAAGUCGCAGGCGGCGCUGUCGCCUGACCUCACACGGGACUGGGGCUUUUACGUGGCCGUGAUGGACACCGCACUAGACGAGGAGGAGCGCGAACUCCACUACUGCGCCGUGGACCUACUCAGCUCCGCGCAAGCAAAGAAAUGCCUGGUACAGCUGGAUGCUGAAGCUGCCUCAGCCCAGAUUGACGGCGCGCUCAGGCGCUGGGUGACCACGAAACCGUGGUGGGAUACCGUGGACUUGCUGGCGUCCCACGUCGGUGGCGCGUUCUGGCAGCACCACACGCCACAGAUGCGGGAACACAUGCGCUUGUGGCUGAAAUCAGACAGCCUGUGGCAGCAACGCACUGCCAUCUUGUGCCAGCUCAAGCAGAGACACAGCACAGACAAGGCAUUCCUCUUCGAAGCCUGCAGCUCCCUCAUGGGUGGCACUGAGUUCUUCAUCAACAAGGCAAUUGGGUGGGCGCUUCGGAAUUACGCGCGCGUGAACGCCGAGGCCGUUCAGGCGUUUGUGGCGCAGCACGACGAGCGCAUCUCCGCGCUCUCCAGGCGCGAAGCCCUCAAGCAUAUUGGACCUGGUAGUGCUGGCAGCGAGAAGGAAAAAACGGACAGGAAGAAGGACAAGAAGACGGACAACGCGACACAGAAGAGACACCAGCGCGCAAAUGCCAAGCGGAAGGCAGCGAGCACAGCCACGCGCUCAAAACGAUGACAAAUUGGCGUGUGUGUGUGUCUGUCUAUGUGUCUGUCUGUCUGUCUAUGUGUGCGUGUCUGUCUGUCUAUGUGUGUGCGUCUGAGUGCGUGUGUGUUGGCAAGUAGCAACAUAAGCAGUCGCUUGUUGAUUGCGUUUACAUGUGAUUCUGAAUGAAAAGAGCCUACGA
Salpingoeca rosetta is the source of this 1142-nucleotide messenger RNA. RefSeq lists its product as uncharacterized. The record is from RefSeq and is a predicted model, not a curated record. Bases 41 to 973 code for a protein of 310 amino acids. The transcript has 2 exons. NCBI's taxonomy places the organism in Eukaryota, Choanoflagellata, Craspedida, Salpingoecidae.